This is a messenger RNA of Phoenix dactylifera (date palm), 1699 nucleotides long. The record is from RefSeq and is a predicted model, not a curated record. Lineage: Eukaryota; Viridiplantae; Streptophyta; Magnoliopsida; Arecales; Arecaceae.
CAUUCCUGUCCUUGUAUAUGCCAAUAAAUCCACUUCUUUAGAAAGCGACCUUAAUUCACCGCGAAGCAAUACCUCGGCCCGUUCUCCUCGAUCUCCAUUCUUCGCUUCUUCUCGACUCUUCCUUCCGUCUUCGUCCCGGUCUCCUCUCUGUCCCUCCCUUCCGAGCAAUCCCUGCGAGAAUCCAAAAUCGAAAGGACUUUGGAUCGGUCGAAGCUCUCAGCGAGUCUCCCAUGGCGACCAUCGGCCGCAACAAUCUCAGUGCCAAGCUCGUCCUGUUGGGCGAUAUGGGCGCCGGGAAGUCCAGCCUUGUUCUUCGGUUCGUGAAGGGCCAGUUCCUCGAAUUCCAGGAGUCCACGAUCGGGGCAGCUUUCUUCUCGCAGACGCUGGCGGUGAGCGACGCCACGGUGAAGUUUGAGAUUUGGGACACGGCGGGGCAGGAGAGGUACCACAGCUUGGCUCCCAUGUACUACCGCGGUGCUGCUGCUGCCAUCAUCGUGUAUGAUAUCACCAGCACGGAUUCAUUUGAGAGAGCUAAGAAAUGGGUUCUAGAGCUACAGAAACAAGGUAAUCCAAACAUGGUAACUGCUCUUGCGGGAAAUAAAUGUGAUUUGGAAGAUAAAAGGAAGGUGACAACUGAGGAAGCACGCACAUAUGCCGAGGAGAAUGGUCUUUUCUUCAUGGAGACCUCUGCUAAAACAGCCAUUAAUGUGAAUGACUUAUUCUACGAAAUAGGGAACUCUUUGCGGCUUUUGGUCACUGCAGUUGAGAAUAGUAUGUACUGAAAACUUCCAUUAUUUCUUGUUUCAUGAAAACAAGGAGAGAGCUGUUACACACCCAACUGUUUUUCAAAUUUUGUAAUCUUUCAGGUGAUUGAGUUUGCAAGGAUAGCAGCUUAACAACCUUUUUUCCUAACUUCUUUCGUUCUACAAAGGAUGUUCUAGAUGAACAACUACAUAACCUGCACUCUGCAUUGUGGUGAAACUAGUAUGUCAUUCAAUCUUUCAGGAAAGGAUAAAUCAAGCAAUCAAACCCAUUCAAUUACAUCAAUUACAUCUCUUUAAACCUCUUUAUUUUAUUUUUUGUAGAGUUACUAAUUACUGAGUAUGAGCUUAUAGGUAAUUUCUUGCAUUUAUGUAUUCUUAUGAUCCAUUAAAUUCCCUGAAAAUUUUCUGGGUACCCAUCUGUGACCAUUUAUUGCACUGCUAAUUAUACCUUCACUGGUCCAGUCAUAUGGUUCAAGUUUGUUUAUUUACGGUCAAAUAUAGAUUUUAGGUUACUUGGUCAGGCUUUGAUGACCCUUCUCUCUGUCAAUAAGUCUGAUCAUAGUCACAUAUGCAUUGGUCAAAUAAACUUUCUCAGCAAGAAUGAAGACCAUUCAUGGCUUUUGAUCUGUUGUUAUCUCUGAUUUAAUGAUUUUCUUUAGAGAAUUUCUUUGAACCAUUUAAGAAGUAUUGCUUAUGUGCAGGGCAAUAAAGUUGCAGGUUUUGAGAUCUUGUGUGAGUUCUCUAUGGGUUGGGUAUUGUAGAGUAUGGUUCUUAUCCAAUAUAUUUGUUUGCGUAUUCUUUGACAUUGUCUUCUUCAAAAUGUGGCUAGGUUCUAUUCAUACUUAGAUUACUAUUUACUUCUUUAAAAUGAUAACUGAAAUGAAGAAAAGAAAAUCUAAAGAGUGAAGUUACAUUUGCUUAGAAAAUGAAGUUGG